Molecule: messenger RNA, 1185 nt
Organism: Radiomyces spectabilis
Lineage: Eukaryota; Fungi; Mucoromycota; Mucoromycetes; Mucorales; Radiomycetaceae
Product: kinase-like domain-containing protein
Exons: 7
Coding region: 1-1185 (394 amino acids)
Biological process (GO): protein phosphorylation; signal transduction
Cellular component (GO): cytoplasm
Molecular function (GO): protein serine/threonine kinase activity; protein serine/threonine/tyrosine kinase activity; ATP binding
Source: RefSeq, a predicted model, not a curated record
AUGGCCCAUGGUCCCAUGAGUGGUUUGAAAAUAACAGGCGACGCUGAUCCUAUGAAAGUGAUCAAGGUGGCUGCCAAGGACGGAAAAACUGGUCAAGAUUUACAGCUACAUUAUUCCAAUUAUAAAGUGGCUGGUAAUGGAUCUUUUGGUGUGGUGUAUCAAGCCAAGCUUCUUCGUACGGGUGAAGAUGUUGCGAUCAAGAAAGUAUUGCAAGAUAAGCGUUUCAAAAACCGUGAAUUGCAGAUCAUGCGAAGCGUCAGCCAUCCCAAUAUUGUGUCUCUCAAAGCGUUUUUCUAUAGUCAAGGCGAUACAAAGAAAGAUGAAGUGUAUUUGAAUCUUGUACUUGAAUACAUUCCAGAAACUGUUUACCGUGCCACUCGACAUUAUGCGAAAGCGAAACAACACAUGCCAAUGCUUUAUGUAAAAUUGUACACUUAUCAGUUGCUGCGUUCUUUGGCUUACAUCCAUUCUCUGGGAAUAUGUCACCGAGACAUCAAACCACAAAAUCUUUUGUUGGAUCCGACCACCGGUGUUUUGAAACUUUGCGAUUUUGGCAGUGCCAAAGUCUUGGUAGCUGGUGAACCAAAUGUGUCUUAUAUUUGUUCUCGCUAUUAUCGAGCUCCUGAACUUAUUUUUGGGGCUACGGAUUACACUGUGAGCAUUGAUAUCUGGUCAACAGGCUGUGUUAUGGCCGAGCUCAUGUUAUGUCAACCUUUAUUUCCUGGAGAAAGUGGUAUAGAUCAAUUGGUGGAGAUUAUCAAAGUGCUUGGAACACCUAGCAAGGAGCAACUGCUCGCCAUGAAUCCAAACUAUACGGAGCAUCGGUUCCCUCAAAUCAAACCCCACCCUCUCCAUAAGCUUUUUAAAUCACGAACACCUCCAGAAGCCAUUGAGUUUAUCAGCCAGUUGUUAGAGUAUGCUCCUGGAAAGCGGUUGUCAGCGAUAUAUGCUAUGGCCCAUCCAUUCUUUGAUGAGCUGCGCGAUCCAGCUACUCGCAUGGCUGAGAACAAACCUUUACCCAAGCUGUUCGACUUUACUGAGCAUGAAUUGUCUAUAAAGCCAGAGUUGAAAUAUAAGCUGGUUCCACCCCACUGCUUCGAAGAAUUACUAUCCCGGGGCAUUGAUAUUCAUAAUUUCCGGCCAAUGUCGGCUGCAGAGAUAAGAAAUAACACCAUUACCCAUUAG